UCAAGUCAGUUUUGGGUUUCUCUAUCGAGGCCAGUCAAAGCUGACGACAAGACAACAUACCUCUGCAACGUUGCGACCGACGCAAGAGCGAGGGCCCCUUAUGAUUUCGGAAGAAGUGGAAUCUCGGACUCAUUGUCUUUCAAUCACUUACCUCUCGGUGACUUUCUCCCAUCUCUCCGGGCGGAAUUCGUCGGCGUCCUUGCCCCAGAUUUCCUUGCUGUGGUGCAUGGUGUAAGCCGGCACGCUCAACACGGUGCUGUGGAUGCGAAGGGUUUCCUGGAUGCACAUGUCGAGUUUCUUGACGCGCGCCGGGUGCAUGAGCAUGUGGAAGAGCAGGGCGCAGGAGGUGUUGGAGGUGGUGUCGGAGCCGGCGAUCAGCUGGGUGAGGGCCUCGGCGGUGAGUUCGGCGCGGCCGAGUUUCUCACCCUUCUCGUCUUUGCCUUCCAUGAGGCGGGCGAGGAGGUCGACACGGUUGAUCUCGCCUCUCUCGGCGGCCUCGAGGCGCAUGUUGACACGGGCAAUGGCGAUACCGGCGAGGUUCUGGACGGCUUCAAUGCCCUUGGUGAAGAAUGGGUCCAUGAGGUACUUGGCGUAUGGCUUGAUCCAGGGAAUGCAGCCAAUGGCGUUGGAGACCUCACCUCUGCGGUUGAGCACUUCAAUGGCUGGAGCAUAGGUUGGUGGAGCGUCGGGGGUUGCCCUGACUUCUGCGAGAUCCUUUCCAUUCUCGAGCAUACCGAAGGGAGCGCCGAACGCCAGAUCUCCAAUGAUGUCGAACGCAACGUAGUUGAACCAGUUCAGGCUGUCCAUGCGGUAGAAUCCGCCGCCGGCCUGCUUGCUGAGCUUGUCCCAUUGUGUCGCCAGCAUCUCAAGGUUGUGGUGCAUGUAUUGUUCGAAUUGGCCGAUGCUCUUGGUGCUGAAUGUGUGAGAAAUGGUCUUGCGCUUGCGGACCACGCUGGAUGGAGACGAAGGCAUCGUAGUAGUCCCUGUUCCAUGAUGAUCAGCCUACGUCGUGAGUCUUUGGAAGAUAUAGACAUACGCUUUAAGGAAACCAGUUCCAUGGCCAUAGACUAUGGGGAUCGCAUCCGGGUCUGCGAUCGAGACCUGGUUCGGUUGGACGCGGACGAGUUUGCCGUACUUCGCGUGGGCAUUGUGGACAGUCAAAUAACGGCGGCAGCGGCGACACUCGUACAGGUACCAGAGGUUGGUGAACUUGGCGAAGAAUGGACCGGGGACAUCCUAGUAGGGACAGGAACAUGGUGGUCGUCCGGCCGUCCUAAACAGGAAGGCGCCCUGGAGAGUGAAGUGAAUUGGUAUUUUGGUUCUUGGGAGAGAGCACCGCUGACGACGUUCGGGGGUGCUCCCGUCGUGUUCACCCCACUCUGCAGACACCGGGCACCCAUGAACUUGACAUGUCCAAGGCCGAUCAGGGCCGUCUCAAAGCGUGCCACCCCGUUGAUGUUUCCGAAACUCGGUGGCCGUAUAAGAGCAGCCGUGUCUGCUACCGAACCUCAAGUAGCGGAGCUCUUCCAUUGA
Scutellospora calospora is the source of this 1533-nucleotide messenger RNA. NCBI's taxonomy places the organism in Eukaryota, Fungi, Glomeromycota, Glomeromycetes, Diversisporales, Gigasporaceae. The record is from the annotation of a GenBank genome assembly.